AUGAAAGCUAUUCCACCACAAGAAUUCAAGUCAAAAUGUAGAUUUGAAGAAGAAAAAUUGAAUGGUAUCACAGAUUUAACAGUAAUGAUAAAACAUGCGCUUGAUUUGGCUGAUAAUUUAUGUUAUGUUACAACUCUCAAAGACUACGAGCUAAACCAUUCAUCAUUCCUUCCGUACCUUCAAGUUUUGCAUAAGGUUCUUGAUAGUCCAACGUAUACACAAGAAAUUCUGAAAAAAGCUUACUUAUAUUCAAUGUCAUUUCGUCAUAUUUUACCAAGACUUUACAUAUCUAUGGUCAUAGCUUCAUUACUUGAAGAUACAACUUACCUAUCAAAUGUUUGUUCCAUGUUAAUUUCAGAAUGUCAGCCAUUACAAGGAUUGAUGCUUCGUUUUACAGCAAUUUCGUUUUUUCCAUUAAAUUCACCUUUACUUGCCCAGUUUUGCGUUACAAAUUUUAAUGAAAUGUUAUAUUUGACAAAAGGAUUCCUAGAAACAUAUCCAAAUGAAAUAAAAACAGCAGCAGGCUGGAUAUCAUCAAACAUAUCAAUGUCGCUUGCAAAAGUACACGAUUCUUUCUUAAUAAAUCAUUAUAUCGAAACUGCCAUCAGUUGUGAUAUAAAAGAAAUAGGGGAAUCAUCACUUGAAGCCAUAUCAUACUCAAUACCACGUGAGGCAUUCGAACAAUUCAUUCCAAACUUGAAAUUAUUUUAUACUUCUCAUCCUAUCACAGAAAACACGACAAAAAUUAUUGCUUACAUCAUAGAAACCGUUCCAACCGCCAAACUCGCUUAUGAAUUUUCAAAAGGAACUACAUACGAAAAUUUAUGCAAUAUUGAAAUUGCUAAGCGUUGUUUCAACGAGAAAGAUUAUGAAACAUUGAAGAAUAUUGCUGAUAAAGAAGAAGUAGCCAUGAUUAUCAUCAUUGAAGCCGGUUCUGAAAAAUUUAUCGAAAUUGGAAAACCUUUUGCAAGAGGAAGCGUUCUUACUAUUGAAUUCCUAAGAAGAAUCACUCCUAACAUCAAAGUAGAGACAGUUCGAAGGUUUUUAGAAGCAGAAAUCGAAGAUAUGAAAAUAGAAAUUUACGAAACGCUCAAAGCAACGAUAAUGAAAGGUGAUUUCCCUGCAGAUUAUUUUGCAAAGCUAUUUGCACCACCAUUCAAGUUCCAAUCGACUGAUUUUUUGAUGUAUGUUGUAUCUCAUGGCUACAGGAUGGGAGUUAGCAGAGAAACGCUGAUAGGAUAUAUCAGAGUCUCUAAGAUGCUUCCUCCUUCAGUACGAGCAGCUGCAAUGGGUUUAGUUAUGCACAUUGACGAAUUAAUCUUUUAUAUCCUUGGAUUGAGCGACCAACUCUCGAGGAUGUUCCUCAUAAAUAAAAUUGACAAAGCGUUUCCUAAGGAAUAUAUCCCUAAAAUCCUUGAAAAAUGUGAAACAUCAAAAGAAAUUCAGGCUUUAUUCAACGCAGUUGUUGUUUUUGAAGAUAAUUCAUUAGCAGGACAAGUUCUAGAUAAGCUGCUUGAGAAGGAUAGUGAUAUUGAAACAAAUGAAGGUUUAAUUAAUUUUUAUUUUGUAAAUAUCAUUAAUACUAUAUACGGCGCGAGCGAGGAAAGGCUUCCUGUAAGCCAAACAACGAUAGAGGCCAUAUUCCAACACGUCCUAAACGCUGUAAAAACUGCAAUUGAGUUUCCUUUCCCAUUAACAACGCCAAAGAAGAUGAAACACUGGAAGAAGAUUGUUUCAUAUGGCCCGAAGAUAGAUAAUCUUUAUUUUAUUCAUCCAAAAAUCACAGAAAUUAUUGAAUUAAUUGAAAAAUUAACUUCACUAUAA
This is a messenger RNA of Trichomonas vaginalis G3, 1824 nucleotides long. RefSeq lists its product as uncharacterized. Bases 1 to 1824 code for a protein of 607 amino acids. NCBI's taxonomy places the organism in Eukaryota, Parabasalia, Trichomonadida, Trichomonadidae. The transcript has a single exon. The record is from RefSeq and is a predicted model, not a curated record.